AGAUAGCAGAAUAACCUGACUGCUAGAUGGCUUUAAGACGACUAAACAAAGAAUUACAAAGUCUCAGUCGAGAUCCCCCACCAAAUUGCAGUGCCGGACCAAUCGGUGAUAACAUUUUCAAAUGGCAAGCCACCAUUAUGGGACCAAAGGACAGUCCCUACCAGGGUGGUGUUUUCUUCCUGAAUAUAUCAUUCCCUGCUGAAUAUCCCUUCCAACCACCUCGAUGUACUUUUGUGACGAAGAUUUAUCACCCAAAUAUUAACUCAAGCGGCGGCAUUUGCCUGGAUAUUCUUAAGAACGAGUGGAGCCCUGCUCUGACCAUUUCCAAGGUGCUCCUGUCUAUUUGCUCUCUGUUGGAUGAUCCGAACCCCGACGAUCCGUUGGUUCCCGAGAUUGCCAGAGUUUGCAAGGAGAAUCCCGCAUUGUAUAGACAGACAGCUGCUGAAUGGACCAAGAAAUAUGCUAUGUAA
This is a messenger RNA of Blastocystis hominis, 470 nucleotides long. RefSeq lists its product as hypothetical. Gene Ontology annotation, molecular function: ubiquitin conjugating enzyme activity. Gene Ontology annotation, cellular component: nucleus. NCBI's taxonomy places the organism in Eukaryota, Bigyra, Opalinata, Blastocystidae. The transcript has 2 exons. The record is from RefSeq and is a predicted model, not a curated record. Gene Ontology annotation, biological process: protein polyubiquitination. The coding region runs from base 27 to 470 and encodes 147 amino acids.